Messenger RNA from Moesziomyces aphidis, 1548 nucleotides. The record is from the annotation of a GenBank genome assembly. Lineage: Eukaryota; Fungi; Basidiomycota; Ustilaginomycetes; Ustilaginales; Ustilaginaceae.
AUGUCGGAGAACAUUGCCGCGUCGCUCUUCACUGCAUCGACUGACCUGUGUGCUGACUCGGUCGAGUCGGUGCCAGGAUAUCGCGGCCUGUUCGCGCUGGCCACCUAUCAGGUCGACAAGCACGAGCAGGAACAGGCACAAACAGCCUCAUCCUCUUCUGCGGCGAAGCAACCUGACUCAACACAUGCAGAUAAGGACGAAGAUGAGGAGAAGCAAGACCAGGCAAACGCUUCGACCAGCCCGGCGUAUACCCGACGUGGAACGUGCAGCCUGUACUCCGCCGGUUCGGACCUCGAGACGCGCGGUCAAGUCCGAUGCAGCAAGACAGACAUGAUCGAGACGCCAGCUAUUCUAGACACGAAGUGGUCACUCACACGGUCUGCUCUCUCAGAAGCUCCGCACGGUGAUGCUCGCAGGAUACUUGGCAUUGCCAAUGCGAAAGGGCAGGUGACACUGCAUCUCCUUAGCCAUCUCACGACUGGAGUUUCAUCCUCGGAAGCGCGAUUGCAGUCGCUCGGGGAACUGCACUUCAACGACCGCAGCGCGCUUUGUCUUAGUCUGGACUUCUCCGACCGUCGAGGUGGCUUUGCAGGAGGAUACAACAUGAACGAGCUUGCGAGCGAUACCUCGCUCAUCGUUUCGCAGAGCGACGGAUCGCUUGCAUACCUUCCCAGCCUCGAGCUUGCAUUGAGCUCCGUCGAUUCUGUCGAUGGUCUCGAGCUUGCAUUGAGCUCCGUCGAUUCUCUUGCAUUGAGCUCCGUCGAUUCUGUCGAUGGUCUCAGUCACAACUUUCAGCAAGCAUCACUGGAGCAGACCUCAGAGAACGCGGGCUCGGAUGCGGGCAGCGAUGACUGGGACCGAACGAGCGAGGACGAGCGGGUGGCCGCUCUGGAAGCUGCGCACCUUGCGCUCAACUCGGCCUUUGCGUCCAAACCGCGCGGCCUGACGACGUGGCAGGCGCACGACUUUGAAGCGUGGAUCGCGGGUUUCGACUGCUUCACGCCAACCACGGUGUGGUCUGGAGGCGAUGAUCUAAGCCUCAAAGGCUGGGAUUUGCGUUCUGGCGGUCCCACACCGAGCAAGGGUGCAUCGCCGACGUUCACUUGCACAAAACCGUUCGAUGGCGGGGUUACGAGCUUGCAGUCGCAUCAUCUAAGGCAACACUUAUGGGCCGUGGGGAGCUACGACUCGCGCGUGCGGCUGUUCGAUGCACGCAUGCCCGCACGUCCACUCAGCGAAACCGACGUUGGUGGCGGCGUUUGGCGAAUCAAGUGGCAUCCAAGCCAGCCAGACAAGCUCCUGGUUGCCUGCAUGCACGACGGCUUCAAAGUGCUCAGCCUGACCGACUUGACUCAAGACGAUCCACAGCCGCCCGAGCUCAGAGGCAAGGAGUUCGAGAUCGUUACGCGCUUUGACGAGCACAAGAGCCUCGCCUACGGCUGCGACUGGGACCGUGCCGCAGAGUCCGCGCCGGGAGAGGGGCACAAGGUGUACAGCUGCUCGUUCUACGAUGCUACUAUGCACAUCUGGGACGGCCUCACAAGCUGA